Molecule: messenger RNA, 651 nt
Organism: Numida meleagris (helmeted guineafowl)
Lineage: Eukaryota; Metazoa; Chordata; Aves; Galliformes; Numididae
Product: 3 beta-hydroxysteroid dehydrogenase type 7-like
Exons: 4
Coding region: 16-651 (211 amino acids)
Biological process (GO): steroid biosynthetic process
Molecular function (GO): 3-beta-hydroxy-Delta5-steroid dehydrogenase (NAD+) activity
Source: RefSeq, a predicted model, not a curated record
UUCUAUGGGUCAGAAAUGGGGCCCUAUGGGGGUUCUAUGGGUCCCAGACCCCAGAUCCCGCCCCACACCUGUGCCCCACACCUGUGCCCCACACCUGUGCCCCACACCUGUGCCCCACAGCCGCCGCCCCCCAUCCCGGGGCUGGUGUUCGUGGUGACUGGCGGCUGCGGGUUCCUGGGGCGGCACCUGGUGCGCGUUCUGCUGGAGGAGGAGCCCGAGCUGCGGGAGCUGCGCAUCUUCGACCUCCACCUCGACCCCGACCUGCCCGACGCCCCGUUUGACCCCGUCCCCGUUGCAGGCACCAAGGCGGUGCUGCGCGCCUGCCGUGCUGCGGGGGUGCGCUGCCUGGUGUUCACCUCCUCCAUGGAGGUGGUGGGGCCCAACGAGCGCGGGGACCCCUUCCUGCGAGGGGACGAGGAGACGCCGUACCCCACGCGGCACACGCAGCCCUACUCCCUGAGCAAGGCGCAGGCCGAGCGCUUGGUGCUGGAUGCCAACGGGGCCAAGGUGUCGGGGGGCGGGCGGCUGGUGACGGUGGCUCUGCGCCCCACGGGGAUCUAUGGGGAGGGGCACCCCCUGCUCGAGUAUUUCUACCGCCGCGGGAAGGCCCUGGGGGGCUGGCUGCCCCGCACGCUGNUUGGGUCCCCAUAG